Messenger RNA from Soboliphyme baturini, 987 nucleotides. Lineage: Eukaryota; Metazoa; Nematoda; Enoplea; Dioctophymatida; Soboliphymatidae. The record is from the annotation of a GenBank genome assembly.
UUGUAUUUUUAUUUAGAACAGAUUGUCGUUGAAGGUACGACAGUUUUCGCAGACGUGGUUGAAGAGUUCAGCGAUGUGCGCCAUAUAGCGCAACGUUUUGCUGAGUGGUACAUUCGUUUCCCAAAACCUUACGUGCAGGCAUUUGCCGGCCUGUGCUUGCCGAAGCUGCUGCUGCCGUUCGCUGACGCUCGAGACUUAGAGUCGUUCUACUGGUUCGAUACACUGCUGACCUACGCAUAUUGUCCGGAUGACGACCCGCACGAUGCUGAAUUCGAACCGGAGAUUUACAACCUGAUUCCUCUCGUCGUAGAAAAAUUUGUUUGCGUCAGAGUGACAGAACUAAUGCAGAGAGUCUGGGACCCGACGUCUAGCAGCCAAACGCAGCGGCUUGCCAGAUUUCUGCGCAAUUUAGUUUUGGACUAUCCCUGCGUUAAUGUUCAGGGUAAGCCAACUCAGGCGCUUCUCACCGUCUUACAUUCUCGUCUGAAAAGUUCGCUUGAUGAGGAUUUAUUUAUGCCUAUUUAUUCGAAAGAAGCUCUUGAAAAUAGAAAUACCGGGGCUGCCGCGUUUCUGGAUCGCCAGUUUUGGUUUGCUGUGAAAUGCUUAAAGAACGUAUUUUGUUGGCAAGAAAUACUUUCCGCCAAAGCCUUGCAGGAUCUGGCGAUCGACAGCAUCCUGAAUCGUCAUCUCGUUCUCGGCCUUCAGUGCAGCCUCAUUUCCGACGCGAAUAUUUUGCUUAAGGCAAAAUACAUUUGCAACUUGCUCCCAGCUAGUUGGUUCGAGGGUCUUACCGGCGAAAGCACCAUACCGCAGCUGGAACCAAUGUGCAAAGCUCUUUUGCGAAUUGGUGAUGGACUUAUUGCACAGCCCUCGUUGGAUCGAAAUGAAACGAGGGAAUACGGGAAGGAAGUUUGCAGGUUGUUGACCAGACUUCAUGCGCUUAAGUACGCUCGCUUGUUCGCUUCAGAAAAUAAGCUGAAACAGUGA